AUGAUGCACGAGCGUGUGCCAACGAGCUUCGAAGUCACGGGCAAUAACAAAUACAGCCUUCAGCUAGCCCGAUGGUUUCUGAUACCAAUCGGCGCCUGGCCGCAACUGAGCACCGCGACGAAAACGCGGAAACUACUCUCGCACGUGCACGUGCUCGCUAGCUCGUUUUUCGUUGCGGUCAUUAUGGUGCCGUGUAUCCUAUACGUGACAAUGGAAGAAAAGGAUAAUGAGAUAAGACUAAAUACCAUAGGUCCGUUGAGCCACUGGAUCAUGGGUAUAAUUAAAUACAUCUUACUUAUUGCGCACGGCGACAACAUUCGCAAGUGCGUGCGACACAUGGAAACCGACUGGCGGCUUGUACGUAAGAUCGAAGAUCAACGUGUGAUGCUGCGAUACGCCAAAAUCGGUCGUUAUGUCACCGGUUUCUGCGCGGUGUUCAUGCAGUGCGGUACGUUGCUCUUCGUCGUCGGCAAGUCGCUGUCGACCACGAUCAUUGUCAUUGGUAACGAGACCGUCUCGGUGCAUCCGAUGGCCUGUCAGACUAUCCACAGCUUCGUCGACACGCGGUACAGUCCUGGGAACGAGAUUAUGGCGAUCACACACGUAUUGUCGUGCCUUGUAGUAAAUGCUAUCGCGGUGGGCGCAUGCAGUCUAGACGCGAUCUUCGCUAUACACGCGCACGGUCAGCUGAACGUGCUGUUUUCGUGGCUGCGCGAUCUCGUGAGCAACGAUAAGAAGAGCAACGUUGAGCAACAGCUGGCCGUUGUCGUGGAGCAUCACUUGAGGGUGCUAAGUUUUAUAUCACGUAUAGAAUCUAUUAUGCAACAUAUUUCUCUUGUGGAAUUGCUGGGAUGUACGAUGAAUAUGUGUUUACUCGCAUAUUAUUUUAUUACGAAUAUUGAAACGUUUGACGGGGCGAAAACAAUGUCGUAUGUUAUUGUAUAUGUAUCUAUAACUUUCAAUAUGUUUAUACUUUGCUACAUCGGUGAGCUUCUCACAGAACAGUGUAAAAAUGUCGGCGAAAAAGCGUAUAUGGUCAAUUGGUACGAGUUACCACCCAAAACGGCUCUCGGAUUUGUUUUAAUAAUAGCACAGUCGAAUAAUGUUGUCAAAUUAACUGCUGGAAAAUUUUUUCAUUUGUCAAUUGCAACUUUCGGUGAUGUAAUUAAGACUUCUAUGGUGUACUUGAAUAUGUUACGAACAAUGGCUCCGUCUGCAACAAAUUAA
Molecule: messenger RNA, 1227 nt
Organism: Pseudomyrmex gracilis
Lineage: Eukaryota; Metazoa; Arthropoda; Insecta; Hymenoptera; Formicidae
Exons: 5
Coding region: 1-1227 (408 amino acids)
Biological process (GO): sensory perception of smell; detection of chemical stimulus involved in sensory perception of smell
Cellular component (GO): plasma membrane
Molecular function (GO): odorant binding; olfactory receptor activity
Source: RefSeq, a predicted model, not a curated record